This is a messenger RNA of Homarus americanus (American lobster), 975 nucleotides long. RefSeq names its product flocculation protein FLO11-like. The transcript has 3 exons. The record is from RefSeq and is a predicted model, not a curated record. NCBI's taxonomy places the organism in Eukaryota, Metazoa, Arthropoda, Malacostraca, Decapoda, Nephropidae. The annotation marks the transcript as partial.
GCCUCAGUGACCGACGAAGCCUCCGUGAUCGAGGACGCCUCCGUGGCCGAGGACGCCUCCGUGGCCGAGGAGGCCUCCGUGACCGAGGAGGCCUCCGUGACCGAGGAGGCCUCCGUGAUCGAGGACGCCUCCGUGAUCGAGGACGCCUCCGUGACCGAGGACGCCUCCGUGAUCGAGGACGCCUCCGUGACCGAGGACGCCUCCGUGACCGAGGACGCCUCCGUGACCGAGGACGCCUCCGUGACCGUGGACGCCUCCGUGGCCGAGGACGCCUCCGUGACCGUGGACGCCUCCGUCACCCAGGAAGUCUCAGUCUUAACGGACGCCGAGUUUGCCUCAAUCUUCAGGGACUCCUGUAUCCUCGGGGACGACUCAUUCUUCGAGAAUGACUUAUCCAGGGACGCCUCAGUGAUGGCGUUAUUAACAGAAAUGAGUUUAUCGGUGGUCUGUUUCCUCGGGCUGUUUGGUACUGAGACUUCCUGGGUGACGGAGGCGUCCACGGUCACAGAGGCGUCCUCGGCCUGGAGGCGUCCACGGUCACAGGCGUCCUCAGUCACAGAGGCGCGUCCUCGGUCACGGAAGGCGUCCUCGGUCACGGAGGCGUCCUCGGUCACGGAGGCGUCCUCGGUCGCAGAGGCGUCCUCGAUCACGGAGGCGUCCUCGUCACGGAGGCCUCCUCGGUCACAGAGGCCUCCUCUCGGUCUGGAGGCCUCCUCGGCCACGGAGGCGUCCUCAGCCGGGGGCGUCCUCGAUCACGGAGAGCUUCGUCGGUCUGAGGCCUCCGCGGUCUCAGGCCUCCUCGUCCUGAGGCCUCCUCGAAAAAGGACGAUGAAAGACCGUCGACACAAUGCUUUCACGGUUGGUUGCCCUCAUUCGAUGGAUACCAAGAAAAAUUCGACAAAAUUCCUUCACGGCAGCUUAUCCCUGGAGUCGACAGCUGACGGCAGAUCAUCAAAGAACGACCACAUGGAAUAA